CAAUAGAAAACAGAAAGAUUAUUAAAUUCUUGGAUGGGGAUAUUACCUGCAAUUAUCUUAGGAAUGGUUUACAAAUUGCUAAAAAAAAAUCAUAGUUAGCAGAUGAUCUACCUUUGUUAAAAUCCUGGGUUAGUUGAGACUUUUUAAAGUGUAAUAACAGUGUGGGCCAGAAAAGCCUGUGGAUUUUCUAAGCAAAACUCAAAACCAAACUGAAUGGAAUUUUAUUUGAGAGGCAGGUCAGGGCAGCUGUACAGCAAUUGCACACAGGUUGCAGGAGUCAGGGGAAACUGUGGUAGCCAUGUAGGAGCCACACACACACACAAGGCUAGGGACAAGUAACUGGACUGCUGGAGCCACAGGAAACUGCAGGGAGCUGGAAAAAGCUGUAUGUGUGCCCCAUGGGGGUGGGAACAAGGAUGGGCAAGGCAGGAGAGAAAGCUAAGCUGGGGCAGAUGGGAGCUCUGAGCACUACUGCUUUUCCUUAACCUAGGUGGCUAGGUUUGGAUUUCAAUUCCUAGAAGUGGAAUUCCAAUCCCAGCUCUGGCCUGGGCUGGUGACUUUAAAAGGCCUCAGGCAUACUGCUUUUUCAUAAAUUCAUGCCACAAAAGUUGGGCACCAAAAUGAAGCAUGAUUAGUAAAAACUUAGAGGGAGAAAUUGGGGUUCAACCUGAAGGUCAGAAAAGUAAAACAGCCAUCCACUGACUCUUCUACCUACUUUUGCCUCCAGGAAUCUCAGAAUGAGACUGAGACUGAGAGCUGUCUCCUCCUGUUUUACAAUCCUCUCUAGGGCUGGGAUCAAAGGCAUGAACUUCUCGGUUUCUAUGGCAACUAGUGUGGUUACUGGGAUUAAAGGUCCUGGGAGGAAUGGAGAGGGGUCCUAUUGACUACCUUCUCUGAAAGUGGUCAGAGAGUUCUUAAACAGGUGCCCAAAGAAGUCAGAAGAGGGCUUCAGAUCCCCUGGAACUACAGUUGUGGAUGACUGCAAGCCACCAUAAUUCUAAUUUGGCUGCUACUUUGAAAUACAAGCCCAAAAGAUGCCACCUUGUUUGGACUUAGAGGAUGACCUGGAUAAGUGAUAAACAUUAAGACAUUUUGGUUUUCUUAUUCACUUUGCAUAUACUUCUGGAAUAAUACACCAUGGUUUUGGAUGACCUUCCAAACUUCGAAGACAUCUAUACUUCCCUGUGUUCAUCAACAAUGGAAGAUUCAGAGGUGGAUUUUGACUCUGGACUAGAAGAUGAUGACACAAAAAGUGAUAAUAUUUUGGAGGAUUCCACAAUUUUUGUAGCCUUCAAAGGAAAUAUAGAUGAUAAAGACUUCAAAUGGAAACUGGAUGCAAUAUUAAAGAAUGUGCCCAACUUGUUACACAUGGAAUCCAGCAAGCUAAAGGUACAAAAAGUGGAGCCUUGGAACAGCGUACGUGUCACAUUCAACAUCCCCCGGGAAGCAGCGGAACGGUUACGGAUCCUGGCUCAGAGCAACAACCAGCAGCUUCGGGAUCUGGGGAUUCUCUCCGUUCAGAUUGAAGGGGAAGGUGCUAUCAACCUGGCUUUGGGUCAGAACCGAAGCCAGGAUGUGAGAAUGAAUGGACCCAUGGCAUCCGGAAACUCGGUUAGGAUGGAGGCAGGAUUUCCCAUGGCAAGUGGUCCAGGAUUAAUAAGGAUGACAAGCCCUGCCACUGUUAUGAUGCCCCAGGGUGGGAACAUGUCAUCUUCCAUGAUGGCACCAGGCCCCAGUCCAGAACUGCAGCCCAGGACUCCUCGCCCUGCUUCUCAUUCAGAUGCAAUGGAUCCACUUCUCUCUGGACUCCAUAUACAACAGCAGAGUCAUCCCUCAGGAUCUUUACCUCCAGCACAUCACCCAAUGCAGCCUGUUCCUGUGAACAGACAAAUGAACCCAGCUAAUUUUCCCCAGCUGCAGCAACAGCAGCAGCAACAACAACAACAGCAACAGCAGCAGCAGCAGCAACAGCAGCAGCAACAGUUGCAGACAAGACCUCCUCAGCAACAUCAGCAGCAACAGCCACAGGGGAUUCGUCCACAGUUUACUGCUCCAACUCAGGUGCCUGUUCCUCCAGGCUGGAACCAGCUGCCUUCAGGAGCCCUACAGCCUCCGCCAGCCCAGGGCUCUCUGGGCACAAUGACUGCAAACCAAGGGUGGAAGAAGGCUCCCUUGCCUAGCCCAAUGCAACAACAGCUUCAGGCAAGACCUUCCUUAGCCACGGUACAGACACCUUCUCACCCUCCCCCUCCUUAUCCCUUUGGCAGCCAGCAAGCCUCACAAGCCCAUACAAACUUUCCUCAAAUGAGCAACCCAGGCCAGUUCACAGCUCCUCAGAUGAAGAGCUUGCAGGGAGGGCCCUCCAGGGUCCCAACCCCCCUGCAACAACCCCACCUCACCAACAAGUCUCCUGCCUCCUCACCCUCCUCCUUCCAGCAGGGAUCCCCUGCAUCCUCCCCAACGGUUAACCAAACUCAGCAGCAGAUGGGACCAAGGCCACCUCAAAAUAACCCACUUCCCCAGGGAUUUCAGCAGCCUGUCAGCUCUCCAGGCCGGAAUCCUAUGGUUCAACAGGGAAAUGUGCCACCUAACUUCAUGGUGAUGCAGCAGCAGCCACCAAACCAGGGGCCACAGAGUUUACACCCAGGCCUAGGAGGAAUGCCUAAACGCCUCCCACCUGGCUUCUCAGCAGGACAGGCCAAUCCGAACUUUAUGCAAGGUCAGGUGCCUUCCACCACAGCAACCACCCCUGGGAAUUCAGGAGCCCUUCAACUGCAAGCAAAUCAAAAUGUCCAGCAUGCAGGUGGUCAAGGAACUGGUCCUCCUCAAAACCAGAUGCAGGUGUCUCAUGGGCCACCAAAUAUGAUGCAACCCAGCCUCAUGGGAAUUCAUGGCAACAUAAACAACCAGCCUGCUGGUAGCUCUGGGGUUCCUCAGGUGACCCUGGGCAACAUGCAAGGCCAGCCUCAGCAGGGCCCACCAUCUCAGCUGAUGGGCAUGCACCAACAGAUUGUACCCUCUCAGGGCCAAAUGGUCCAACAACAAGGAACUUUGAACCCUCAAAACCCUAUGAUCCUUUCAAGGGCCCAGCUUAUGCCACAGGGCCAGAUGAUGGUGAACCCUCAGAACCAGAAUCUUGGGCCUUCACCCCAAAGGAUGACCCCACCCAAGCAGAUGCUUCCCCAGCAGGGCCAACAAAUGAUGGCACCACAUAACCAGAUGAUGGGGCCUCAGGGGCAAGUUUUGCUCCAGCAGAACCCAAUGAUAGAACAAAUAAUGACCAAUCAGAUGCAGGGGAAUAAGCAGCAAUUUAACACUCAGAACCAAUCCAAUGUCAUGCCGGGACCAGCACAGAUAAUGAGGGGACCAACUCCGAACAUGCAAGGAAACAUGGUGCAAUUUACAGGACAGAUGUCAGGACAGAUGCUGCCUCAGCAAGGGCCUGUAAACAAUAGUCCACCUCAAGUUAUGGGAAUUCAGGGGCAGGUUCUGCGGCCACCAGGGCCCAGCCCACACAUGGCCCAGCAGCAUGGCGAUCCUGCUACUACAGCAAAUAAUGAUGUCAACUUGUCUCAGAUGAUGCCUGAUGUUAGCAUGCAACAAACCAACAUGGUCCCCCAACAUGUGCAGACCAUGCAGGGAAACAGUGCUUCGGGAAACCACUUCUCAGGCCAUGGAAUGUCUUUCAAUGCACCAUUCAGUGGUGCACCCAAUGGAAAUCAGAUGUCUUGUGGUCAAAAUCCAGGCUUCCCAGUCAAUAAGGAUGUAACAUUAACAAGCCCAUUGUUGGUCAACUUAUUGCAAAGUGACAUUUCUGCAGGCCAUUUUGGUGUAAACAAUAAACAAAAUAAUACCAAUGCAAAUAAACCGAAGAAGAAGAAACCGCCUCGGAAGAAGAAAACUUGUCAACAAGAUCUAAACACCCCAGAUAAUCGUCCAGUUGGUCUAGAGGAGGCUGAUCAACAGUCAUUACCUGGAGAACAAGGAAUCAGCUUGGACAACACAGGCCCUAAACUGCCAGAAUUUUCAAACCGGCCACCAGGUUAUCCUACUCAACCAGUUGAACAGAGGCCAAUGCAACAGAUGCCUCCUCAACUCAUGCAACAUGUGGCACCCCCACCACAGCCACCACAGCAGCAGCCACAACCACAACUGCCUCAGCAGCAGCAGCAGCAGCCACCACCACCUAGUCAGCCACAGUCUCAGCAGCAGCAGCAGCAGCAACAACAACAAAUGAUGAUGAUGCUCAUGAUGCAGCAAGAUCCUAAAUCCAUUAGGCUUCCAGUCUCCCAAAAUGUCCAUCCUCCACGGGGUCCUCUGAACCCAGACUCUCAGAGAAUGCCCAUGCAGCCAAGUGGCAAUGUACCUGUCAUGGUUAGUUUGCAAGGACCUGCCUCUGUGCCACCAUCACCUGAUAAACAAAGAAUGCCAAUGUCUGUGAAUACUCCAUUGGGAAAUAAUUCAAGGAAAAUGGUAUACCAGGAGAACCCACAGAAUUCCUCUAGCUCACCACUAGGAGAGAUGUCCUCACUUCCUGAAGCUAGUAGCAGUGAAGUACCGUCUGUUUCAGGAGGCCCAAAUAACAUGCCCUCACAUUUAGUAGUUUCUCAGAAUCAGUUAAUGAUGGCAGGGCCCAAAUCGGGACCAUCUCCCCUUUCAGCAACUCAAGGUGCAACUCCCCAACAACCUCCUGUAAAUUCCUUACCUAGCUCCCAUGGCCACCACUUUCCAAAUGUUGCUGCUCCAACCCAGACAUCUAGGCCUAAAACUCCAAACAGAGCCAGCCCCAGACCCUAUUAUCCUCAAACACCCAACAACCGCCCUCCUAGUACAGAACCUUCAGAAAUUAGUCUGUCACCAGAAAGACUGAAUGCCUCCAUAGCAGGACUCUUUCCUCCACAGAUUAAUAUUCCUUUACCUCCCAGGCCAAAUUUAAAUAGGGGCUUUGAUCAACAGGGCUUGAAUCCAACAACUCUGAAGGCCAUCGGGCAAGCACCUUCAAAUCUUACUAUAAAUAAUCCUCCUAACUUUGCUGCCCCACAAGCUCAUAAAUUAGAUUCUGUAGUGGUGAAUUCUGGAAAACAGUCUAAUCCUGGAACAACAAAACGGGCAAGUCCAAGCAACAGUCGCAGGUCUAGUCCUGGAUCCAGUAGGAAAACUACCCCAAGUCCCGGGAGGCAAAACUCAAAAGCCCCUAAACUUACUCUGGCUUCUCAACCAAGCACAACCCUGAUGCAGAACGUGGAGCUGCCUAGGAAUGUGUUGGUCAGUCCAAAUCCAAUUGCCAAUCCCCCUUUAUCCGGAAACUUUCCUAACAAUAGCGGGCUUAAUCCCCAGACUCCCACCGUACCUGUGCCUGCAGUGGGGACUGUUCUUGAGGAUAACAAAGAGAGUUUGAACGUUCCUCAGGACAGUGAUUGCCAGAAUUCCCAGGGUAGGAAGGAGCAGGUAAACGUUGAGGUGAAAGCAGUCUCUACUCAAGAAGCUAAAAUGGUUGUCCCUGAAGAUCAAUCCAAAAAGGAUGGGCAACCUUUGGAUUCUAACAAACUCCCCAGUGUUGAAGAGAACAAAAAUUUGAUAUCUCCUGCCAUGAGAGAAGCACCAACAUCAUUAAGCCAACUUCUUGACAACUCUGGAGCUCCUAAUGUGACCAUUAAACCCCCUGGGCUUACAGAUCUGGAAGUAGCACCUCCAGUUGUUUCAGGAGAGGACCUCAAAAAAGCAUCUGUCAUUCCCACACUGCAGGAUCCGUCUUCUAAAGAACCCUCUAAUUCCUUAAACUUACCUCACAGUAAUGAGCCGUGUUCAACCCUUGCGCAUCCAGAAUUGAGUGAGGUGAGCUCUAAUGUUGCACCAAGCAUCCCUCCAGUAAUGUCAAGACCUGUCAGCUCUUCCUCCAUUUCUACUCCUUUGCCCCCAAACCAAAUAACUGUAUUUGUUACCUCCAAUCCCAUAACCACUUCAUCUAACACAUCAGCAGCCCUGCCAACAAACUUACAUUCUGCAUUGAUGUCGACAGUUGUCACAAUGCCCAAUGUGGGUAACAAAGUUAUGGUUUCUGAGGGACAGUCCGCUGCUCAAUCUAAUGCCCGGCCUCAGUUCAUUACACCUGUCUUUAUCAAUUCAUCUUCAAUAAUUCAGGUUAUGAAAGGAUCACAGCCAAGCACAAUUCCUGCAACCCCAUUGACAACCAACAGUGGCCUGAUGCCUCCCUCUGUCGCAGUUGUUGGACCUUUACACAUACCUCAGAACAUAAAAUUUUCUUCAGCUCCUGUAGCACCUACUGUUCCCUCCAGUAGUCCUGCUCCAAACAUACAGACAGGCCGGCCGUUGGUCCUUAGCUCGCGAGCCGCUCCUGUUCAGCUGCCUUCCCCUCCCUGUACAUCUUCUCCAGCUGUCGCUCCUAAUCCUCCUGUCCAGCAAGUGAAAGAAUUCAAUCCAGAUGAGGCUAGUCCUCAGAUGAACACCUCAGCAGAUCAGAGCACUCUGCUCUCUCCACAGCCAACCACAGUAGUUUCUCCCCUUGUGACCAAUAGUCCAGGUUCCUCUGCCAAUCGGCGAAGCCCAGUCUCAUCCAGUAAGGGCAAAGGAAAAGUGGACAAAAUUGGCCAGAUUUUGCUGACCAAGGCUUGUAAGAAAGUUACAGGCUCUCUGGAAAAAGGGGAAGAACAGUGUGGUGCAGAUGGAGACACUGAAGGCCCAGGGCUAGAGACCACAACUCCUGGGCUAAUGGGAACAGAACAGUGCUCCACAGAGCUGGACAGUAAAACCCCAACACCUUCAGCACCCACGCUACUAAAAAUGACCUCUAGCCCCAUGGGCCCAACCUCCACUUCAACAGGACCCAUCUUACCUGGCGGUGCUCUCCCCACCAGUGUACGCUCAAUAGUAACCACACUGGUACCCUCUGAGCUCAUCUCCACAACGCCAACCACAAAAGGCAAUCAUGGUGGCAUAGCAUCUGAGCCACUUGCAGGUGGCCUAGUGGAGGAGAAGGUGGGAUCUCAUCCAGAGCUUCUACCCAGCAUAGCCCCCUCACCGACUUUAGUCCCAAAGGAGCCUCCAGCCACAGCACUGCAAGGGCCUAUUGCCAGACCAGAACUUGAGGCAAAUGCUGCCAUAGUCUCUGGACAAAGCAGUGAGCCAAAAGAGGUAGUUGAGAAGUCUAAAACCCCGAGCCGAAGAAACUCUCGAACUGAGGAGCCGACUGUGGCUUCUGAGAGCGUAGAAAAUGGACAUCGAAAACGAUCCUCUCGGCCUGCUUCAGCCUCCAGCUCUACAAAAGAUAUAACUGGUGCAGUGCAAUCCAAGCGAAGAAAAUCCAAGUAAGCAAGCUGGAAGAUGACUUGAUACUUGUAAAUGUGUGUGAAUUUUACAAAGAGCAAUUUUCAGCUGUGACUUUUUAAAUCUUUCUGUACAGUUAGUCAUUUUAAUAACUCGAUCCUUUUCCUAGUCCCUGAAACCUGUCUCAUAAAGUGUAACGGGGAGCAGCCCUUUUGGUGUUGCGAAAUGAAGUUCAAGGCUUCUAAAAUGUUGCCAUGUAUUGAAAGAAGCUAAUGCCAUUAUAAAUGUUAUUAGUUUCACAUUUCUUAAGCAGCCUAGAGUACAGGGUGAACAUUUGUAGAUCUUCUAAUGAUGUAUUGUGCUGUGGAAGUACUGUGUGUGAAUAGCAGUAGUGGGGCAAAAAGCAAUCUUGUCAUUUGGAAAUGUUGUAAAUAAUUUUAUUAUAUAGUGUUUUGGAUGUAUUUGUUGUAGAAAUGGACCAGUGAAUAAAGAGAAUCUAAGGGUUUGUACAAUGUGAAAUAUUGAACGUGUUAAAUAAAUGUCUUUGUC
Messenger RNA from Chionomys nivalis (European snow vole), 7833 nucleotides. RefSeq names its product nuclear receptor coactivator 6 (gene Ncoa6). The transcript has 17 exons. Gene Ontology annotation, cellular component: histone methyltransferase complex; transcription regulator complex; nucleus. Lineage: Eukaryota; Metazoa; Chordata; Mammalia; Rodentia; Cricetidae. The coding region runs from base 1138 to 7329 and encodes 2063 amino acids. The record is from RefSeq and is a predicted model, not a curated record. Gene Ontology annotation, biological process: positive regulation of transcription by RNA polymerase II.